Molecule: messenger RNA, 834 nt
Organism: Acanthosepion pharaonis
Lineage: Eukaryota; Metazoa; Mollusca; Cephalopoda; Sepiida; Sepiidae
Source: the annotation of a GenBank genome assembly
AUGUACAUAAUUUCCACAAUUGAUUAUUUCCCUGGGAUCAAUCAACAUUAUCCAUUUAUUUCUUAUUCCCCCCCUCUCUCUCUCUAUCUAUCUCUCCCUCACUUUCUCUCUCUCUCUCACUCAUUCUUUCCCACUCUCAAUCUCUUUCUCUCUCACUCACUCUCUCUAACUCUCUUUCUUUCACCCUCUCACUCUCUCUCCACACUCUCUUUCUCUCCCUCCCCUCUUUCUAUCUCCUCUCACUCUCACUCUCUCUCCUCUCUCUCUAACUCCUCUCCUCCUCUCUCCCUACACACACUCUCUCUCUCCCUUUCUCCUUUCUCUCUCUCUCUCUCUCACUCAUUCUUUCCCAAUCUCACUCUCUUUCUCUCUCACUCACUCUUUCUCACUCUCACUUUCACUCCCUCUCACUCUCUAACUCUCACCCUCUCACUCUCUCUCACUCUCCCUACACACACACACUCUCUCUCUUUCUCUCUCUCUCCCUACACACACACACUCUCUCUUUUUCUCUCUUUCCAGCGGGCUUUUUCUCUACGUAGAUGUGUAUGUGGUUUAAAUUUCUUUCUUUCUGGUCUGCCUCCAUUCUUCGUUUUUUCGUUCGCUCUCUCUAUAUAUAUAUUUGUCAGCAUAUAUUUCUGUAGUGUAUAUAGUAGCUGCAUUUUCUCCUUACUCUCUCUCUCUCUCUAUUUCUUUCGAACAUUGAUUCCCUUCUGCAUCUACCUUUCUCUCUCUCUCUCUCUCUCUCUCUCUCUCAUUCAUUCACUCACUCAGUUGCGCAUGCGCGCACCAGCACCCCUCCCUCUACACACAUACACACAUCUGUCUAAGUAA